This is a messenger RNA of Myripristis murdjan (pinecone soldierfish), 1691 nucleotides long. Its product is annotated as neurofilament medium polypeptide. The transcript has 4 exons. The record is from RefSeq and is a predicted model, not a curated record. Lineage: Eukaryota; Metazoa; Chordata; Actinopteri; Holocentriformes; Holocentridae. Gene Ontology annotation, biological process: negative regulation of protein sumoylation. The coding region runs from base 182 to 1135 and encodes 317 amino acids. Gene Ontology annotation, molecular function: calcium ion binding.
GAUCCAGGCUCGCUCUGAAUUGCGGAUGAGAAUUCGCUGAAGCUGCAGCACAACAGGUUCCUGUGUGUCCUGCAUGGAAAUUAGAAAGGUGGCGCUGCGCCUACCUCUGCCAUAAGAUUAUACCCAUCAACAGGUAGAGUUGGCUGCGCCGGUACGAGCGGACACACUUCCCUGUUAAAGCAUGAGGCUCGCCGUGUGCAUCGCCUUGUCUCUGCUGGCGACGCUCUCUUUAAUGGGGCUGAUGAAGCUGCGCAAGAAGCGGGUGGUCGCGGCGGAGAAGCAGCGCAGGUUCCAGGAUAUUAAACUCCGAGUGACGCAGGAUGUGCUCGACGACCUGUACGGAGAGAUGGACAACUCUCGGAACCUGCAGAGUCAGCUCAGGGUUGAGAUCGACAAGGUUGCCAAAGAAAUGGAGUCUCUAAAGACCACGGAAAAGGAGAAGACAGAUGCGGCGAACAUCUGCCAGUCGGACAAGAAAGAGAUAAGUGACGAGCUGGGAAAGUUGCAGUCAGAAAUCAAUGGCCUCAAUCAUGAAUUUAAUAAGCAGAAGACCAGCUGGGAAGGAGAGGUGGCAUCACUGAAACAGCAACUAGAGCAGCGGAGCAAAGUGUGUGACUUUGUGAAAGACUCAGCAGAGGCUAAGCGUCUGUGCGGCAUCACAGAUACUAAGGAGGGCUCCAACCCUGCCAAGGCCGAGGCCCCUAAACAAGAGGAGCCCAAGGCCGAAGCCCCUAAACAAGAGGAGCCCAAGGCCGAGGCCCCUAAACAAGAUGCACCCAAGGCCGAGGCCCCUAAACAAGAGGAGCCCAAAGCUGAGGCCCCUAAGCAAGAUGCACCCAAGGCCGAGGCCCCUAAACAAGAAGAGCCCAAGGCCGAGGCCCCUAAACAAGAUGCACCCAAGGCUGAGGCCCCUAAACAAGAGGAGCCCAAAGCUGAGGCCCCUAAACAAGAGGAGCCAAAGGCCGAGGCCCCUAAACAAGAUGCACCCAAGGCCGAGGCCCCUAAACAAGAGGAGCCAAAGGCUGAGGCCCCCAAACAAGAUGCACCCAAGGCUGAGGCCCCUAAACAAGAGGAGCCCAAGGCUGAGGCCCCUAAACAAGAGGAUGCUAAAGCAGAGGCCCCAAAAGCCAGAUGAGGUAUUAGGAUCUGUUUAGGAGCUGUAGAGUCCACCAUUAAACGCCUCAGCACUUAAGGAAGAACAUCAUUUUUGAUAAGACAUGAACAACCUGGUCCAGGUGAUAUAUUUGCACAGGAUGUGUUGCACAGGUGCAAGCCUAUAGCCGGCCUAUACGGGAAAGCAUGGGGAUGUUCUUGAGCCUAAUUACAGAUCUGUUUUGUAGGCUUGUUCUUGACUGUUACAGCAUCAAUCGAUGUUAUCAAACUGUAACUAUAAAUUUUGGUUUGGGGCUCUGUUUUUUCUUUGGAUCUUGGUGAUAUACUGACAAUGUGAAAUAGCAUAAUGGAGACAUACGAAAGCCCCGGACCUUCACGUUAUCAUGCAGAAAUAAGGCUCUUGUGCAUAGUGCUUUGCACAGUGUGAGUCUAACAUACUUGGUGCUGCUGGAUUCGGGUUGCUGACAAAAAUAAAGAAGUUUUUAUGUUAUCGAUGCAUUCCUCAUUCAUGCUGUGACCCUCUUCAACAGAUGCCGUUUCAAAUCAUUUAGCCUCUUUGUGGCAUACUUUACAGGAAA